GACUCAACCCCAGUUUAACGCGUCCAGAUUUCCCGCUUGUUACUCUUCGGCUACUCACACCACGAGCAAUGACGGAAAUUACGGAAAUAAAAUUAGGCAAAUUUUCUUUUGACUAAAAUUAAUCUCUCCUUAAAAUUCAAGUGUUUUCAUAAGAUAACUUUACUAACAAAAGUGUUGAACAGAUACAAUUCAUUGAGUUUGCUUGGAAAAUAUUGCAAAUUAUUCCACCAGUUCGAUUUGUAAGGGAAAACCAUUUGAGUAGUCGUAAAAAGAGACCGAGAGCAUUAACGGCGUUGUCUGUCUAAAACGAUGGUUAUACUUCCUAUAUCCACAGAACAUUAGUGAUAAAGCUAAAUAAAAAAAAGGAAACUGGGAGGAACUGGUCGGUCACUAACACAACAUAACAAUCAUAAUAAAUAAGGGGUUUAGUUUGCAAAGAACGUGAUGCGCUGAGUUAACAAACGAGUUAUGAAAAGCUGUACGUUUUAUUAGUACCCUGAUUGUGAAAAAAACCUGAUUGAAAUUUAGGUUUUGUCCAUUCAAUGUGCUUAAUCAUCGCUGAACUGCAUGCAUUUGUUUACUAUAAAUGGGGCCCUUGACCGGCCUUGACACAACCAAACAAUGGAACACACACAUCACAUCCACAAUCGGCAAGUGAACACACAAACACAGCCCGGGUCACUAAACAUGUCACACUGACUACAUGAAUAGUUAAACACGCGUUUAACAGGUACCCUGACUGUAUCUUGCAGAACAAGGAGAUUUUCCACCUGAAAUUUGGUGUAAAAUUCCGUCAAUAACUGCAGCAGUCCCUCUAAAAAUCGAAAGGCUUUUGUUCGUAGAAGAGCGGGUCGUUCCGGGGUUGCGAUUUCUGCCGGUAUGUGAAAGAAAAAGUCUAUUCCAUAAGUGCGUGUACGAAAGGUGAUAGCACAAAGAGUGAAGGGCUGGUCUCGGAGCAUGCAAGAUCAUGACGCCAAGCUACAAUUCAGUUUUCCACUUGACCUUAGUCUUGUUUGUCGGAGCCGCUCUACAACUGACUGAAGGCAGUCUUGAUGCAACGCGAAGACUUGAACAACUUAUAGAGCAAGCCGAAAGGGAAUCGAAAAUACUCGCUAACGAGAUCAACCAAUGGCUGAUUCAAGAGAGCGGAAUUUCGGUGACGGAAGACGAACGAGCGCAUCACCGGUCCCGAAGAUCUGACGAUGAGGACGACGAAGAUGUGCGAACGGAUACGAACUUGGUAUCGGAUAUAGGUCGAUUAAUCGUCCGAAGAAAUGCCGGUGAACAUGAAGAUAAUCACAAGAAAAAGAAGGAUUCUCCUGAGAUCAAGAGAAAAGACGUACGGGUGGGUAAAGAGUCACAUCAUUUGUCAAAGAAACAUGGGUUACAGGCAGACAAACAUGUCAAGAAACGAAAUACAAAGAAAAAGGUACAAGACAAGACAAAAGCUUUGAAAGCUAAACGAAUUUCCAAGCAACAGGAUAAAAAACCGAAGCAUAAAGCAAACAGUGAUGAGAUAAGUAAAGAAAACCUGGUCAAAGCCUUGAUUGGAAGUGACGCCAGAGCAAAGGAUCACAAAGAACAAACUGGCGUCCCCGAGAAAGCAUACAGAGCGCUUGUGGAAUUCAUGGCUGGAAGCGAGCAGGCAACCAUCGAGACAGGCAGCAAGAAAUCUGACAUCGCCAAGCCACAAGAAGCAGGAGGGAAAGAUCUUCCGCGUUCUUCGAACGCGAAACAUGGGGUUCGCAGAAAGUUGACAAAGAAGCACAAGCGUGUUCUCGAAAUACUUUCGAAGAUGCCUCAAAGUGUUUUGCGUAAAUACUUCCAUCUUAAAGGUUUGGACAAAUACUGGAAAGUCAUGGACAAUAUUCGAAGAAAACAGGCUGAGAAAGAGAUUGCUAAAGAGAAGGUGAAGACGCAUAAAGAUGAGAAGAUUGUAAAAGUGUUAAAGGACCUUGCACCCAAAAAAACCAAAACUUUCACACAUCCAAAGAAAAUUAGACUGUUGCAGAAACAAGCUAAAUCACAUCAAAAGAAUUCCAAGCAAACUGUUUCGUCGCAUGAAGUAGUUAAAGACAAAGAAGCAGAAAAAAUGGUCAAAGAUGAAACGACAAAGAUGGCAGGGAAGGAUAAAGCAACAGAGAAAAUAGUAAAAGAUAAAACUACAGAGAAAUCUCAAAAGCCAUCAGCGCCGCACAGUUCCUUAAAGAGCCAGAAAGCAGCAAAGAAUGAUGCGAAACAGACGCAGAUUGAGACAGCUCUCUUCAAGAAGGAGCAAAGUCACAAGACAGCAAUAGAACAGCACGCAACACCUCAGAAAGACACGCAUAAGAAUCUACCAAAGAAGAUAAAGAGUAAAGAUAUUGUUAAAGUAGAAGAUAAGAUCAAGAAGAACGAUGCUGGAAAGAGUGCGGAAACGUCGAAAGACGCGCCUCAUAUUAAAGACGCUACUUCUCCGAAAAAGGCUAUUGAGAACCCAAAAUCUCCUGUUCAAGACUUGUCAAAAAAAGAAGCAGAAAAGAAAGUUAGUUUGAAACCAGCAGCUGCUGAACAAGCAGCGCUGACUAAGGCCUCAAAAGAAAAAGCUUUAAAUACGAAAGAUAAGCCAGCGCAAGGUGUGCAAGUUAACGCCAGUCACUUGAAAAGUCCCGCUAGUGUGGAAACCAUAAAAACAGCAAAGCUUCAAACAGCUGAAAAUAAAGAUCUGCCCACACAUGAAAUCAAGAUAACCAAAGAAAAACCUCAAGUACAUACAGAGUCACUCCAACUGAAAGCAAUGUCUCCUAACGUAACGAAGAAGGUGAUCAAUCAAAACAGUUCAACAGUCGCACACGAUAAACCCAAAGAAAUCUUGAAAGCUCUAGCGGUCACAGAACAUCACGUGGUCAGAGCAGCGCAUGCUCCUCAGAAGCCUGAGGUAAAACAAGAGAAAGGUUCUCAGGUCAAACAGCAAAGUCCUGAGGCGAGCAAGAUUGACAUUUUAAAGGAAAAGAUCCAGAAAACUAACACAUUAAAGUUCAAAGUGGCUCAAGCACUACUCGCUCAUUGUGAAACUCAGAACAGGCUUCGACAGGUGUUUGACGAGGUCAACUCUUCCCUGAAGAAGGCNACCACCCUCGUACGGCGGACACCUAAGAAAAACCCUUACGACUCAACCCCAGUUUAA
Orbicella faveolata is the source of this 3166-nucleotide messenger RNA. RefSeq lists its product as uncharacterized. The record is from RefSeq and is a predicted model, not a curated record. Lineage: Eukaryota; Metazoa; Cnidaria; Anthozoa; Scleractinia; Merulinidae.